This is a messenger RNA of Micromonas commoda, 1775 nucleotides long. RefSeq lists its product with no specific name. The record is from RefSeq and is a predicted model, not a curated record. Gene Ontology annotation, biological process: GMP biosynthetic process. The transcript has 2 exons. Gene Ontology annotation, molecular function: GMP synthase (glutamine-hydrolyzing) activity; GMP synthase activity; ATP binding. Lineage: Eukaryota; Viridiplantae; Chlorophyta; Mamiellophyceae; Mamiellales; Mamiellaceae. The coding region runs from base 1 to 1638 and encodes 545 amino acids. Gene Ontology annotation, cellular component: cytosol.
AUGAGCUCUCCCGCCGCCAAGAAGGCGCGCCGCGAGAGCGGCGUCGGCGCCACCGGCCCCGACACCGUCGUCGUCCUCGACUACGGCAGCCAGUACACGCAGCUCAUCACCCGGCGCGUGCGCGAGCUCGGGGUGUACUCGGUCCUCCUGCCCGGCGACGCCGACAUGGCUCGCAUCACGUCGCAUAACCCGUCGGUGAUCAUCCUCUCCGGCGGGCCCAACUCCGUCCACGUCGAGGGCGCGCCCUCCGUCCCGGACACAUUCUUCGAUCACUGCCAGGCCAAGGGCAUCCCCGUGCUCGGCAUCUGCUACGGCAUGCAGCUCAUCGUCCAGCUCAUGGGCGGCGAGGUCAAGCCCGCGGACAAGGCCGAGUACGGUCGCAUGCCCGUGCACAUCGUCCAGGAAUCCGCGCUCUACGGCGAGGAGAUGGACCCGACCCAGAUGGUCUGGAUGUCCCACGGCGACGAAGCCGUUAAGCUUCCGGAGGGAUUUAAGUGCGUGGGCAAGUCCGACGCGGGCGCCGUGGUGGCCAUCGAGAACGCCGAGCGCAAGAUCUUCGGCCUUCAGUACCACCCCGAGGUGACGCACUCCGAGCGCGGGUUCGAGACGAUCCGCCACUUCCUCUUUCACAUCGCCAAGGUUGAAGCCGGUUGGACGAUGCAAAACGUCCUCGACGAGCAGAUCGCCAUCGUCAACCAGAAGGUGGGACCGGAUGACCACGUCAUCUGCGCGCUAUCCGGAGGCGUGGACUCCGCGGUGGCCGCGACGUUGGUGCACAAGGCCAUCGGCGACAGGCUGCACUGCUGCUUCGUGGAUAACGGCCUGCUGCGGUACAAGGAGGGUGAACGCGUGAUGAAGAUGUUCAAGGACCACCUGCACCUCCCGGUGACCAAGAUCGACGACUCGGCCAGGCUCCUCGCCAAGCUCAAGGGCGUGGCGGACCCGGAGAAGAAGCGCAAGACGAUCGGCGCGCAGUUCAUCGAGGUCUUCAAGGAGUACAAGGACGACGUGGAGAAGAAGACUGGCGUGAGGCCCAAGUUUUUGGUGCAGGGUACCUUGUACCCAGACGUGAUCGAAUCGUGCCCCCCGCCGGGCUCGGACCAGAAACACUCGCACACCAUCAAGUCGCAUCACAACGUCGGGGGCUUGCCCAAGGAGCUCGGGUUCGAGCUCGUCGAGCCCCUGCGCAUGCUCUUCAAGGACGAGGUGCGCAAGCUCGGAUUGCUCAUGGACGUGCCGCAGGCUUUCAUCUCGCGACACCCGUUCCCGGGCCCCGGCCUCGCGGUGAGGGUCCUGGGCGACGUCUGCGCCGACGGCGCCCUCGACACCAUCCGCGCCGUGGACGAGAUCUACAUCAACGCCAUCAAGGACGCGGGCCUGUACGAUAAGAUCUGGCAGGCGUUCGCGGUGUUUUUGCCCAUCAAAUCCGUGGGCGUGCAGGGAGACCAACGAACGCACUCGCACGUCGUGGGCCUUCGAGCCAUCACCUCCUCCGACGGCAUGACCGCGGAUUGGUACCAGUUCGAGCCGAAGUUUCUGCAGGAGGUGAGCGCGAAGAUCUGCAACGAGGUGAAGAACGUGAACCGGGUGGUGUACGACAUCACGUCCAAGCCGCCGUCCACGGUGGAGUGGGAGUAAAGGGUCAAAGGUUUGACGGUUUUUUUUCGCGGGCGGGAGCGUUUAUCGUGUGUCGCGGGUGGCGGGGCGUCAUCGAAGCGCAGAGAUAUCUAGGUAGCAUUCGUCGAUCUUUGUCGUGAAACGUUAUGAUUCCAUUC